This is a messenger RNA of Megalops cyprinoides (Indo-Pacific tarpon), 821 nucleotides long. Its product is annotated as rho guanine nucleotide exchange factor 10-like. Bases 195 to 821 code for a protein of 208 amino acids. The record is from RefSeq and is a predicted model, not a curated record. The transcript has 5 exons. Lineage: Eukaryota; Metazoa; Chordata; Actinopteri; Elopiformes; Megalopidae.
AGUGAGGUGUCGGCUGAUGGCACAGUUGAGUGCUAUCAGUGUGUGAUAGUGAACAACUACAAGAAAAGAAUCAUUCGGAAAUAGGAGAAUAUAUCACACUUUCAAAACCUUUUGAAAAUGAGAUAUGCAUGGGGCUAGAGGAGUUUUGCCAGUGAGCUGCCGAGCGGACCUUCCCAAGACGGUGAACUCCCAGCAUGGACGCAAAUGAUUUCCCACCCCCUCCUCCAGAAAUGCUCGUGGAGGAGUCCCCAUUCCUGGAGGAAGACGAAGGGGAGCAGUUUGAGUUUGACGACAGCGGAGAUGAGGCUCCCGAAGCAGACAGGCCGCCCCCCACCCCUCCCGCCCCUGACUAUGGGGGCCAGGGCGAUACCAAAGACACACCACAGGCUCAGGAGUGCGGGCCCAAGCCCGUGGAGGGGCAGGCCCCAAAUCCAGUAAACACCACAGACCCAGCCCCAUCAGAAAUGGAUGGGGAUUUCCCCCCACCUCCAGAGGGCGCUGCAGCAUCUUGCCCAGACACAGCUCCUGCAGAGGAGGACGGCUCCAGCGAAGACCCCGCCCCUCCCCCGGCAGCUCCCAGGACCACCUCCCAGGGGAAGACGAGCCCAUACUCUGUGAUCGACAUCGCCCCCCUGCAGCCCCCCUCCUCCCCAGAGGCCGACAGCAGUGUCCCAGAGGACCCCGCCGUCCCCCCAGGGUACUCUGUCCCCUUGCCCUGCGGGUAUGCCGUUCCCUCCAACGUCCCCGUCAUAACGCCAGCCUACACCACACCCGUCAUCAUUCGACACCUCUCCGUAGACGAGGACGAGGCUUUGCGAUGA